AACAUGUAAUGUUUAUCAGGCAAGUGGGUUGGCUUGUGUUUUUUUGUUAUAUAUGUUGGGUUGUCCUGUGCUGGGUCUGGUCUCAUUCUCCUUAUUAAUUUGUGUUAAGUAGCAAACCAAAACCAAACCAAUUUUGUGGUUGUGUGUGAGUGAGAAACUGAGAAUAAUUAUCAAUUAUGGGCCUCUCAAAUUUCCCAAUUAGUGCAUCUGAAGGGGUGCUACCUGUGCUUGUGAUAAACACGGUUUUCUCAGUGGCUUUGUUGAAGAGCAUGUUUAGAUCCAUGCUCCAAGUAGUGUUUGGUGGCAGUGCUGCUAGUAGUUCUUCAAACAUUGAACAUGAUGAUGAAAUUAGUUCAUCAUCAUCAUCACGGGAAAGGAGGGUGUCAAUAACUCAGUACAAGUCAUUGUGCCACAGUCAUGACAUAGGAGGAGGAACAAGUGUGGCUAUGGUGGAGUGCUGCGUUUGUUUGUGUCGUUUUGAAGCCAAUCAAGAGGUUAGUGAGUUGCCUUGCAAGCAUUACUUCCACAGAGGUUGCUUAGACAAAUGGUUUGAGUUUGAUAACAAACACAGCACUUGCCCCUUGUGUCGUUCCAUCGACUAGAGACAUAUACAAAGGUUAAUUAGUUUCAAAUUUACAAUUAGAGCUAGCCAGCUAGCUAUAGUUGUAGUUGUUGCUAUAUAUUGUUAACUUGUUAUAGUGAAAAGAAUCAAUGCCUCUUUUCAUUUCUUUACUUUUAGAUUUGUAAACCUCCUUCAACCCAACUCAGUUUCUCUAUGUUUUAGCUUUUAUAUAUGGAACAUAAUGAGAGAUGACGUUGCCUUAAUUAAUAGCUUGAUUUUGUAUGUGCAA
This is a messenger RNA of Glycine soja, 851 nucleotides long. RefSeq names its product probable E3 ubiquitin-protein ligase XERICO. Lineage: Eukaryota; Viridiplantae; Streptophyta; Magnoliopsida; Fabales; Fabaceae. The transcript has a single exon. The record is from RefSeq and is a predicted model, not a curated record. Bases 177 to 602 code for a protein of 141 amino acids. Gene Ontology annotation, molecular function: zinc ion binding.